CGCAAUUUGAUAUAAACUAAUCACGACAUACAUGCUAAACCUUCUUUUCAAAAGAGGGAUUGAAAUGCGAACAUCAGCCAAUAAUAAUAAUAAAAUUUAAACUAAAAUCCUGUAAAUCCGCGAUGUAAAAAUGAGCGAGGUGGAGAGGAGCAUCUUUGUGGGAAACAUACACAGCUGUGUGACGGAGGAAAUCCUGUAUGAGUUAUUUCUGCAGGCUGGGCCAGUAGAAAAGGUGCACAUAUUCAGAAAUGGACACCAGAAGCCCUAUGCAUUGGUUUACUAUAAGCAUGCUGAAGCGGUUCCCUAUGCUGUUGAACUUCUGAAUGGCAUCUGGAUUUAUGGGCAGCCAAUCAAGUUACAGUGUAAAUUUGGUGGCAGUUAUCAAGAACAUGACAUGAGAUAUGCAGGCAUGAACAGUGGAGUGAUAGCAAACAGCAAGUGCGCUGUCUUCAUGGACAAUAUGGCUUUGAAAGUAAAUAACAGUCCCGGUUUGGAGAACCAUAAUACAACACCCAGCUGGAGUGAUACGCCACACUACAGACCCUAUGAUAUGUGCCUUUCAGUUGUGCCACCAUCUGUCUGGUACAGUCCUCCUUUCCAGCAGUGGAUUGAGUCGGGCUACCCACCUUGGACAUCGUACCAGAAUGAUCAGUCUCUGUUCUUUAGGUCAUCCAGUCCCACAGCGGGUUGCGCAAACGCCAGUGUAGUGGGUAACAAACAUGACAAACACAGAAAAAUGGCCAACUUUACUGUAAAUGGCUCAGAUUUAUGUUAGAUUUAAAUCUAUAGCCUGAACGUCACACUGAUAUUAAAUACAUUAAACACAUUAAAAGCAAUGCACAAAUGCAAAAAAUACUGUUAUGUCUGUACAUCUCUAAUAAAUUACUCCAAAUGCA
This is a messenger RNA of Misgurnus anguillicaudatus (oriental weatherfish), 896 nucleotides long. It is a transcript of the gene rbm11, whose product is annotated as RNA binding motif protein 11. Gene Ontology annotation, biological process: regulation of alternative mRNA splicing, via spliceosome. The record is from RefSeq and is a predicted model, not a curated record. Gene Ontology annotation, molecular function: single-stranded RNA binding. Lineage: Eukaryota; Metazoa; Chordata; Actinopteri; Cypriniformes; Cobitidae. Gene Ontology annotation, cellular component: nucleus.